GUCAGGCACCCAAGUGGGCACCCUGACGAUCCUUUAUCCGGCACAUGCGCAGAUGGAGAUUUCUCUUUCUCGGUGAUCGCAAUGGCGGACGCAGAAAAAAAGGUGCCGUCGGUCCCUGAGAGCCUUUUAAAAAGGCGAAAGGCCUUCGCCGCCUUGAAGGCCAUGCGUAUCAAGAAGCUACUGGCGCAGAAGAAGGCCCGGAAGGUGACCAGGAAACUGAUCUACAAGAGGGCUGAAAAGUACCACAAGGAGUACAGGCAGAUGUACAGGCGUGAGAUCCGCAUGUCUCGUAUGGCUCGCAAAGUGGGGAACUACUAUGUGCCACCUGAGCCCAAACUGGCCUUUGUUAUCAGGAUCAGAGGUAUCAACGGUGUCCCACCAAAGGUCCGCAAGGUUCUGCAGCUGCUCCGUCUGCGCCAGAUCUUCAACGGUGUGUUUGUCAAGCUGAACAAGGCUUCUAUCAACAUGCUUAGGAUUGCAGAGCCUUAUAUUGCUUGGGGAUACCCCAACCUGAAGUCUGUGCGGGAGCUCAUCUACAAACGUGGCCAUGGCAAAGUGAAGAAGAUGCGUAUUGCCCUCACAGACAACGCUCUGAUAGAGAGGCCCCUUGGCAAAUACGGCAUCAUCUGCAUUGAGGACCUUAUUCACGAGAUCUACACAGUUGGCAAGAACUUCAAGAUGGCCAACAACUUCCUUUGGCCUUUCAAGCUGUCAUCGCCACGUGGUGGUAUGAACAAGAAGACCACACACUUUGUGGAGGGAGGUGAUGCUGGAAACAGGGAGGACCAGAUCAACAGGCUGAUCCGAAGGAUGAACUAAGUUUAUGGUUUUCAAAGGACUCAAAAUAUACAAUAAAAACAUGUUUAAAAAAA
Messenger RNA from Xiphophorus couchianus (Monterrey platyfish), 872 nucleotides. It is a transcript of the gene rpl7, whose product is annotated as ribosomal protein L7. NCBI's taxonomy places the organism in Eukaryota, Metazoa, Chordata, Actinopteri, Cyprinodontiformes, Poeciliidae. The coding region runs from base 82 to 819 and encodes 245 amino acids. Gene Ontology annotation, cellular component: cytosolic large ribosomal subunit. Gene Ontology annotation, molecular function: structural constituent of ribosome; RNA binding. The record is from RefSeq and is a predicted model, not a curated record. The transcript has 7 exons. Gene Ontology annotation, biological process: maturation of LSU-rRNA from tricistronic rRNA transcript (SSU-rRNA, 5.8S rRNA, LSU-rRNA).